Messenger RNA from Tarenaya hassleriana, 848 nucleotides. RefSeq lists its product as uncharacterized. Bases 231 to 689 code for a protein of 152 amino acids. The record is from RefSeq and is a predicted model, not a curated record. Gene Ontology annotation, molecular function: metal ion binding. NCBI's taxonomy places the organism in Eukaryota, Viridiplantae, Streptophyta, Magnoliopsida, Brassicales, Cleomaceae. The transcript has 3 exons.
CAAUUGUAUUUGCAAGUAGCACCAACACUAAAUAAAAUACAAAGAGAAGACUUGAAAACGAAAUUUAAACUGUCCGAUUCCUUUGGGGUAUGAAUGAAUAUAUGACUCAAGGAACAAACAAAGAGGCCAAAGAAGAGAGAACAUCAAACCAUCCAUCAAAAUACUUGUAAGGCAUUGCGUGCUACACAAAGCAAUUCCCACCAAAAUCAUCUCUCCAAGGAAACAAGAACAUGAAGCAAAAGAUUCUGAUAAGAGUGAGCAUGACAGAUGAUAAAACCCGAGCAAGAGCAAUGAACAAAGCAGUUCAGUUUACAGGCGUGACGGCAGUAGAAAUCAAGGGGGAUCACAGGAACCAGAUAGAGGUCACUGGGGAUGAAGUGGAUAUGAUCGCCCUAACGAGAAAACUGAGGAAACAGGUAGCAUUUGCAGAGCUAGUAAGCGUAAGCAAAGUCGAACCCCCAAAGAAACCAGAUGAGAAAAAGGACGGCGAUAAAAAGGAGGGCGAUAAAAAAGAGGGCGAGAAGAAGCAAGAAGAAAAGAAGAACGAGGAGAAAAAGCCCGCACCUUGCUGUCCAUGGCCUCAUGGAUAUGGCGUGCCUUGCUAUCCCUAUCCCUACCAGUGCAAUCCCAACCAGUUACUCAUCGGGGAACCUGUUUACAACCACGAACCCCCUUGCACGAUCAUGUGAAACAGGUUGCAGUGGAAUAUCAUACAAAGUGUUUGUAACUACGACCAAGAAUGUUUUCUAUUUCAAGAAUUCAUGUGUACAUGCAUUGCAUUCAACCAUAUUCAUCCCAUGGAUAAAGCUUUGAGCUUAAUCUAUCAUACUACUAUAUGUGAAAGUUAA